AUGGCAAACAGAAAGAUAACCUUGAAGAGUUGUGAUGGAGAAAUUUUUGAUGUUGAUGAAGCUGUUGCUCUUCAAUCUCGAACCAUUAAACAUAUAAUUGAAGAUGGUUGUGCUGAUAAUGCUAUACCUUUACCAAACGUGAAAAGCCAGACGUUGGCUAAAGUUAUUGCGUAUUGCAAGAAACACGUUGAAACCUCUGAAGGGAAUGGUCGUCGUGAAGAUCUUGACAAGUGGGAUGCUGUUUUUGUUAAAGUCGGUCAGUAUACCCUGUUUGAAUAUAUCUUAGCUGCAAAUUAUUUGGAUAUCAAGAGCAAAUAUUUCAACAUUAAGAAUGACUUCACCCCAGAGGAAGAAGAGGAGGAGGUUAGGAACAAGGCUUUCUAA
Molecule: messenger RNA, 384 nt
Organism: Papaver somniferum (opium poppy)
Lineage: Eukaryota; Viridiplantae; Streptophyta; Magnoliopsida; Ranunculales; Papaveraceae
Product: SKP1-like protein 1B
Exons: 1
Coding region: 1-384 (127 amino acids)
Biological process (GO): SCF-dependent proteasomal ubiquitin-dependent protein catabolic process
Cellular component (GO): nucleus; cytoplasm
Molecular function (GO): cullin family protein binding
Source: RefSeq, a predicted model, not a curated record